UGUCUGUAGCUGACUCCAUUAAACCAGUACUUACACCAGAUAUAUGUUGUCAGACAGUGUCAACUCAACUGUCGAGAUGCAAACAAGGUUCCAGGUACUUUAAUCCAGGUAAACCUUGUAAAAUGUCACGCAACAGCAGGUGAAAAAGAUGAUAAUGUCCCAGGAGCUGGGCAGCCAUGUUCUCUCUUCAGAAGAAGCCCAGGCCAGAGAGAGGAGGGAGGGGCUGUUGCAUCACAACUAGGAGUACAGGAAGCCAAGAGGGACAAACUAGAAAGCAAACACAGUAUGGCAGGUGCAAAUACCAUGCUCUGGGGCAGGACAGUCAUUUUGCAGAUAAAGUCACUCAGAUCUGCUCUGACUGGGAUCGUGUUAUUGAUACACUUCCGAUGGAUGUAACUUUGGCUCCUGCUUGUCCAGUGCUGAUGGAUACCUUUCGAUUUGUGCCGCCUGAGGACGUGGAGAGGAUCCUUGGCAAGAAAAAGACUGCAAGUAUGCCAAUGAUUUCAAUCAAGAAACAACUUCCUACAGAGAUACUCGCAGGAACGCCUCAGCAAGAGAGAGUCCAAAAGUGGCAGUUUAAAACCCGGAACCUCAAUCAGUGGCUGAGACCGGAUGAGAAACUCCCUCCUGGGCACACAGAAGACUGGAGAAAGAGAGAUGAAAAGACCAUUCGCCCACAUCCCCCCAAUAGUGGGAAGAAGUCCUGUGAUAUGUUGGGAGUUAGGCUCUUCCAUGCUUACGUCCCCAGCAAUGCCUCACUGGAGGAACCUUGGGCAACUCCAGGGUCAUGAUGGGUAUCCUGGGCCCAGGGAUGAAUCAUAGAAAGAAAGAAUAACUGUGUUAAUGACCACGAAUAGCCCAAAGAUCCAUAUGCAGUGGGCCCUUAAAGCAUCACCUUUAAGGCAUCACCUCAUUUCAAGCUAUCCAAAUCUGGAGUGGAUUGUUUGUUUGUUUGUUUGUUUGUUUACAGCACUUUUAUCCUGCCUUUCUCAACCCCGGAGGGGACUCAAGGCAGCUUCACAACAUUGGCAAAGCCUUUAAAAACAUAGUACAAUAAAAACAACUGUACUGUUAAAACAAUUAAAAGUAUUUGAAUCCAUACAACAAGUUAAAUUACGUGAUCCAUAGGCAUAGUCCGGGGCCGUUCCAUAAGUAAUUUACACAAUUAAACCGCUCCGAGCCAAACUGGGAGUAGCAGUAUACAAGUCAAAUAAAUAAAUAAUAAAUAAAUCUUUUGUAUCUAAUUAUUGCACUAGAUUCUCAAAGGCUUGGUCAAAGAGCCACGUCUUCACUUUUUUGCGGAAGGUCAGGAGGAAGGGGGCUGAUCUAAUAUUUCUGGGGAGGGAGUUCCACAGCCGAGGAGCCACCACUGAGAAGGCCCUGUCUCUCAUCUCCGCCAAUCGCACCUGCAAAGAAGGAUUAUAGCUCUGUGUGUGUGUGUGUGUGUGUGUGUGUGUGUGUGUGUGUGUGUGUAAACACCUAAAGAAAGAGUGAAACUGUACAUUGGGCCUUUGGUAUCUGACAGGGUUUGGUUCCAACACCCCCUGUAAAUUCCAAAAUUGUUGGCUAGAAAAGAUGAGCACAAGGUGAUUGCGUCAACUGCCUGGAGGAGUAAUAGGAAAAGUCAUCAGCCACCAGGACCCUCCAAAGUGCUCUAAUCAGACCCCUCCGCCUCCCGGUUUUCAAUAACACCAUCAACACAAAAGACAAAUCUUUUAAAAAGCCAAUAGAUCCCAACUGCUCAUUUAAGACCAAGCCAUCACAAAAUAAUUUACAUUAGAGAUACAGCUCAAACCAACUUAUCGGUGCUGGGGAUACAUGGCUAUGUAUGUUUAGACUGGAUCUUUGAGGAACUCAUGCAAGGAGAUGCCCAGAAUGAAUUGUGUCAAAAGAAUCAGCUCUAUCCUGAAAGCUUCCGGUAUUUUGCUGGCAAAAUCCAAGUAGGGGUUACGAAAACAAAAUAUUUUUUAGUCAUUGUUCAUGGAAAUUACUUCUGAAAGAGGCGAAGUAUUCGCAAAGUCCACAAUGUGAGAAUGUGGCUUUUAUAUCUCUGCAUCUUUGGCGUUUUAGAGUUUUAGAAACAAAUCUGUUUGUUUAGAAACAAAGUGAGAAUCACGCAAUAACAUUCUCCGUUAGCAAUGAACACAAAGCCAGCUCUCUCAAAAAUCCUUCUAAAACCUGUUGCAAUAGGAAGCUUCAUAUGACCCUCCAAUUGCCCGGCUUCUUGAGAAUCCCUAUCUUCCCGCCAUGCAUUGCCAGGGAAUCCUGCUCCACUCUGGCAGGAAGUUAACAGCGUCCCAUG
Messenger RNA from Anolis carolinensis (green anole), 2302 nucleotides. RefSeq lists its product as uncharacterized. NCBI's taxonomy places the organism in Eukaryota, Metazoa, Chordata, Lepidosauria, Squamata, Anolidae. The transcript has 4 exons. The record is from RefSeq and is a predicted model, not a curated record. The coding region runs from base 177 to 791 and encodes 204 amino acids.